Molecule: messenger RNA, 336 nt
Organism: Prorocentrum cordatum
Lineage: Eukaryota; Dinophyceae; Prorocentrales; Prorocentraceae
Source: the annotation of a GenBank genome assembly
GUGUCCAACCUGCAGCGGCCGACGAAGCAGAAGACGUGGAAGCAGCAGGAGCUGUUCACGCUGAAGGACAGGGAUUGCUGGGGCCACGAGCAGCUGGCACUCGGGGAGCCGCAGUUCAGGAGGGUCCUCCAGCAGGCGGCCUCGAAGAUGAAGUACGACAUCACCCUGGAGAACUUCCGCCUGGUGGGCUCGGAGGGGGCGAGCGCCGUGGACUCGUCCGCGUGCCUCCGGGUCGCGAGCAGACGAUUCCUGGACUUCAUCAAGAAGUGCGGGCGCGAGAAGCAGUACCUGCAGGCCUGCCGAGCCUCCGCGCUGGAGAAGCAGCUGAACGUCAGG